Messenger RNA from Macadamia integrifolia, 879 nucleotides. Its product is annotated as inactive protein RESTRICTED TEV MOVEMENT 1-like. The coding region runs from base 193 to 702 and encodes 169 amino acids. Gene Ontology annotation, molecular function: carbohydrate binding. The record is from RefSeq and is a predicted model, not a curated record. NCBI's taxonomy places the organism in Eukaryota, Viridiplantae, Streptophyta, Magnoliopsida, Proteales, Proteaceae. The transcript has 3 exons.
CUUCUCCAAGAAGGAAAACUAUACACUUUCUUUGUUGUAUAAACCCCCUCCCCCAAAGUAUCCACCUGGUUCUCAUUGUCCGACGUCGUCUCGGAGACUCGAUUCUGCAAGUGAGGCAGCAGCGAGCGACGGUCAACUUCUCCUAGAAUCUAAGUUUUCUUCGCCGGAGAAGAGGGUUACAGGCAGCUGAGAAUGGAGACGAUGAUCAAGGUGGGUCCUUACGGGGGAGGGGAGGUAUAUAACACACCUUGGGAUGAGAAAGGCCAAAGAAUGGUAACCCAGAUCUUCAUAUCCUAUGACAGUUCAUGGAUAAAGUCCAUACAGACUGCAUAUAACACUCUGGAUGGAAAACUGCAACUAUCUGAUAAACAUGGUGGAGAUGGAGAAAUAUUCACAACGAUUGAUAUAGAUUAUCCUUCUGAGUUUAUUACUGGUAUUAGUGGUUAUAACUGGUAUUGGUACAAAAAUGAAUUAGCAUUGAAGUCUUUAACUAUUGAAACCAACAGAAGAAAGUUUGGACCCUUUGGGGAACAGGUUGGUAAGAGCUUCUGCAUUCAGAUGGGAACCAACAGAUGCUUUGCAGGAUUUCAUGGAAGGUCAAACUCAUCUUUUGUCCACUCAAUUGGAGUUUAUAUUAAGCCUACCAGUCUACUUGAGGAUACCACAUCAAGUACCCACAAGAUAAAGCUGGAAAGAAAGUAAAAACCUUAAAUGAAAUAUUCUGAGAGUAGUCUACUUAAUGUGUCACAUUACCCUCAUGCAAAGGUGGUAAUUAGACUAGUAAUUGUUGGAUAGAAUAGAUAUAUUGCAUGUCUGAACUGCCCUUUGUGUCAAAUUUCAGAGAUCAGUACAAAUCAUAGAUACUCUUUCUAUCAAAAA